Molecule: messenger RNA, 2662 nt
Organism: Fundulus heteroclitus (mummichog)
Lineage: Eukaryota; Metazoa; Chordata; Actinopteri; Cyprinodontiformes; Fundulidae
Gene: ciz1a
Product: cdkn1a interacting zinc finger protein 1a
Exons: 16
Coding region: 168-2429 (753 amino acids)
Cellular component (GO): nucleus
Molecular function (GO): zinc ion binding; nucleic acid binding
Source: RefSeq, a predicted model, not a curated record
CCACCACUUUCUUUUAUUUUUCCGAGUCUGGUUUUGGAUUUCAGAAGAGCAGGUUUGCGGCGAGCAGUGAACUCUUCAGUAUGACUUUUGGCGGAUAUUAAAACAACGCUCUAUUUGUUUCCCCCUUUGCAUCAGGAUUAAAGGAAUCCCCAGGGUUCUCAUGCGUGAUGUUCAACCCACACAUCCAUCAGCAGCAGCAGCAACAACAACAACAACAGCAGUUCCACCAACACCUGCGACAGCUGCAGCAACUUUUCCAACAGCAGCCUCCGCCUCCGCCAGCAGCCCAGCCGUCUGCCGCUCACCAUGUCGGUCAUCACCACCAGACUCCGCGCACCAUUCCUGUUCCAACUCAGACCGGCCCUCCGCCUAGGAUGGUCAACAUGUGCCAGACGACCCAAACAACCCUUAUCGCCCCCAAUCCGAUGCUGCAGAGUGCUAUCCUGAUGCAGCAUAUGCAAGGCAACAUGCGGGGCUUUGGGAUGGGGGGGCAGCAGUUCAGACAGUUCUUCGCGGCGGGGGCCCGGUCAUCACUGCUCGGGCCAGUCCCCAUGGGAAUGACCCUCAAAUCCCACAUCAUGGGUUUCCCGGGCGCACGACCGUUCCACCCACACAGUCGCUUCUUCAACGCCGCCUCCACCGCCGCAGCUUCUUCCUCCUCUUCCUCCAGCUCUACUACAGACGCCGCAGCUCGCCAGUCGGACAGGAAGAGGGAUAACGAUCAGGUGGCUGGAGGAAGCACCGACAACCAAUCAGCAGCAGCCAACAGUACAGAUGAAGCUACCGAUGAGACUGCAACAGAUGGCGCCGUGGAAGGAGACAGUAGCCAGAUGUCUGAGGAGCAACUUGAAGAACCCGUAACAAAGCGACAGAAGACUGAAGGGUCAGAGGAACCUCAAGAGCAGCGUCUGCUUGAGCAAGUCACAGCAGCUCAGUCAGAGAGCACCGACAGCGCAGCCGGCACUCAGUCAGAAGGCUGCAUCAGUCAGGAGGAUGGGGACUUUAGUGAGGGGCCGGAUGAUGUGGUGAUGGAGGAGACCAAAGCUGAUGACGCCUUGGGGAGUUUAUCAGCUCAGUCACCCUCCGGUGGAGCGAGCGAAGACGCCGAGCAGGUAAACCUACCAACAGAGGAGACCGCACAAGACAAAGACGCCUCGACGGCUUUCCCGGAGAGCCAGGACGAAGAAGCAGCGUCUGAGGGUUCAAACAAGUUCUACUGCUACCUCUGCAGCAUCACCUGCCACAACCAGCAAAACUUCAGGAGUCACAUGAACAGCAUUUCCCACCAGCAGAGGAUGAUGGAAAUCCAACACAUGAGCAACGCCUGCCUGGUCACCCUGCUUCCACGGGUGCAGGAGUCUUUACAGGGUGCUAGCAAAGAUGGGGACAGAAAGGCAGACUUAAAGCAAUGGUGUGCUACAUGUCACACCCACUUCACGUGUAGCAUGGUGGACCAUCAGUCCUCAGAGGAACACAAGCUUGCUAGUAAAACCGACCUGUCCUUCUGCGCUGUCUGCCAGAAACGCUUCAAGACCUCCCAGAGCUUUUUAGAGCACCUGUACUCUCAGGAACACAGGCAGAAGAUCCAGGAAAGAGGCUGCGAGACUUUGGCUAAGCUGACCAACUUGGGCACAGAUGGCUUUUCAUUUGAGGUGGAAGCCCAGGAAUUGCAAAAGAGUAAAGGAGACAAAAGAUUCACUCAGGAUGACUGGUCCUCCACCAAUGAGGUGACCCUAAACGACAUGACCAGCGACAAGCAGUAUGACCCUGACACCGUCUACGGAUCCAGUUUUUUGGAUCCAGUGGCAGGUUUCAUCUGCAGGCUUUGCAACAGGUUUUACCUCUUUGAAUCCUCUGCCCUGCACAGCCACUGCAAGUCACUGCAGCACUUUGAGAACCUUAAGAGCUACAAAGCGAUGGUUGGUGAAAAAGGCGAAGAUGCUCAGCACUCAACAAAAUCGCCCCCAGCAGCGGACGGCCUCAGACCCGUAACACAAACUGCAGACUGUUCACGAGAAAAUGUGCUUACUACUGACACAAGUGAAGCCGCUGACCUAACCUCGCCUGUUUCGGUCACCAAACUGAAAACGCAGGAAAAAAACCAGCUGAGCGAGAACCAAGCAGAGGCCAGCUCGACCCCUCAGCACUUCACCCUCUCAGCGACGAGCGACGAAAACCCCGACCAAGAGCCCAGUUCUGACCAGGAGAAGGGAGGUAAAGCGUCCCAGGUGUCUGCACCUGAGGAAAGUCCAGCUGAGCUUCCUGCUACCAGCAGCGAGGCCGCAGACUCCCAACCUGCUGAGGUUUCAAACGGAGAGGAAGAGGAGGAGGAGGAGGAAGCUCCUGCUGGCCCUGGGAGAAAGAGCUGCGGAGGAAGGGCGAAAAGCGCAGCUAAAAGACGGUCAGCGCGAGCCACGAACAGACGCUGAGUCUGCAGCGUGAUGUAGGAAGGAAAGCCCGUCUCUUCUUACUGGAAGGUGUAAGGGAACCACACCAAAAAAAAAACAUGAAGACUGGCUACUGAAAGCGGUAGAACAGAACCUCGUGCGGAUCUCCCUCCGGGUGGGAAAGUAACGGCUGCUAAACGGAGGUUAUUGCCAUCAAUUGUGAAUUAGGCUUUAUUUUUGGCUAUUAAAUAAAUAGAAUGUUAUUUGGAUGCCAU